Centropristis striata (black sea bass) is the source of this 4755-nucleotide messenger RNA. It is a transcript of the gene parp10, whose product is annotated as poly(ADP-ribose) polymerase family member 10. Gene Ontology annotation, cellular component: nucleus; cytoplasm. Gene Ontology annotation, molecular function: RNA binding; transcription corepressor activity; NAD+ poly-ADP-ribosyltransferase activity. The record is from RefSeq and is a predicted model, not a curated record. NCBI's taxonomy places the organism in Eukaryota, Metazoa, Chordata, Actinopteri, Perciformes, Serranidae. Bases 551 to 4162 code for a protein of 1203 amino acids. The transcript is spliced from 11 exons. Gene Ontology annotation, biological process: negative regulation of gene expression.
UUCAAAAACAAAGGGACAAAUUAGGUUCAAUUGAAAAAAAAAGGAAGUUACAAAUAUCUUUCCAGAACUUAGACGAAAAAGGGCAAGACCAAAAUAAAUGAAAAAUACUUUCAGGGUGCCCUUCACAAAAAAAGCAAUUCAAAUCUAAAUCUUUUUUAAAACGUUGAAGAAAAAUUUUAGUGGGGUAGAUUCUGUGAAUUAUUUUAAAAGAAAUUUCUUUGAUCUUAUUGUUGACUAUAUAUUUUGCUGGCAAAUUCCAAAUCUUCUCCCAAUUAAGGUUAUCAAUAAAAUUAUUCCAAUAAGCAAUGAUGUAGGGGGUUGAUACAACUUCUUUCUGAAACAGUGAACGUAUUUUUCGGUUAUUGGUGUGUUAUCAAGUUACAGAGCACAGAUCUGUCCUCCAUGUUGACUUGAUAAAGUGUGUGUUCCCCUUUAACACGUGCAGACGAUGACGCCACUCCCUGUUCAACAAGCAGGAAGUCGCUAGUCUCUCGUUGAACCCGUUUGGACGGAACGACUUUCUGAGCAAAUGUUUUCCUUGUAGCACAGGAUGCCUGUCGAAAGCCCAGAGGAGAGGACGUUGGAGGUGCUGGCGCUGCCUGCAGAAGUGGAUGAAGAGCUGCUCUUUCUGUACUUUGAGAAUAGGCGGCGCUCUGGUGGAGGUCCACUCGUCUCUGUGGAGAAGAAGGGGGACCGCGCCAUACUGGUCUUUGAAGAGGCAGAAGCUGCAGCCCAAGUGCUGUCUAAGGGGCACCACGUUCUGCAUAAUGUGGAGCUGAGUGUGAGAAAGCCUGCCUCAAAGGACCCAUGUAGGCUGCUGCUGCGGGGGAUCAACCCCAACACCAGCUCAGAGAUGAUAGAGCUCUACGUGGAGAACAUGAUGGGGCUCAACGAUCCUGACUACACUCUUUAUCCCUCACCGAGUAAAGAUCUCAUCCUCAUUCAGCUCGGCCAACCCCUCUCCAAAGAUUUCCAAAACCUCAGCGCUAAAGUCUCCAAGAGGAAACUUGACAGGGCCCAGGUAACUCUUGAACAGGCUGAGCAAACUGAGUCCAUCUUAGUGGAGAACCUGCACCCUGGCACCACUCCAGACCAGCUCACUUUGCACUUUGAGUGCAAGCGAGGUGGGAAUCAGAAGGUGAAGGAGGUCACGGUGCUUUCAGAGGGUACCGCCAAGGUGUCCUUUGUCAAUUUUGAAUCUGUGGACAUCGUCCUGGCUCAGCCGCACAAACUGGACGGGACUGAUCUUGUUGUGACGCCGUACUUCGACUUCCUUCAACCCGCAGUAACACCACAAGACUCUGGAGCUGGAAGCCAAGCUAUAACGGAGAGAAAUUCUGAGGAUGUUGUGAUGCAGACCAGUUCUCCCACGGUGGUCAAUGCAAACAACCAGUUGUCCUCUCCGACAGCCUCAAAACCUCCUGCUGCCCCUCUAGCGGCAGAGCCCGCGGCAGAGGAAGCCAUGGAUCAUACGGAGGAGGAAGUGACGCUAUCGAGUCACGUUGCUAUCGAUGACCCAGUAAAACUUUCUUUGUUCCAGCUUAGCACCUUUAAAAAAGACAAUGAAAAGGCUCAUCCAAAUUUGACCAUCCAAAUCAAAGACGAUGGCGUUCACAUUGCAGGGACCGACGCACGAAGAGUUGAGCAGAUAAAACACGCCACCUUGGACUAUUUCGGCAAAAUGGCUGAGAUUCAUUUCUACCUGGAGCCAGAAAAGGCUCAGCUCCUUGCUAGAAGAGAAGUGAAUGCGCAGCUGGUGCAAACCAUGAGUCAAACUGGGUCACCUGCAGUGUACACUGUGUCAGACUGUAAAGUUGUGGUUACCUCCCUAUCCCAUAACUGUGCUAACCAGGCUUCUAGCUUUUUGAAAUCCCAGAUAUGUCAAUUCAGCAUGCCGGUGGACACGGAGUAUGAGAGCAUGUUAUAUUGCAGAGAGUGGUCAGAGUUCCUGCAGGCCCUGGGUUUCUCUUCUGUAAAGGUGUCAGAACGAGGAGGGAAUAUCGAUGUGUUCACUCUGAAUGGGAUGGAGGAGGAGAAGCAGACUGCAAUCAUGGAGUUUCUUACAACACCCAUUGAAAGGGAGACGGUGAUCAAGAUGGAGCCAGGCAUGCUGAAAUACAUCCAGAUCUAUAGUCAUCAGCUGUUGGCUGACAUGGACCAAGUGUCUAUUUUCCCACUAGAAGCAGGGGACGUUUGUGGGCUAAAGAUCCAUGGCCACGCUACUGCCUGUCAAAUGGCUGAGGAGGUGUUGCAGGGUGUGGUGUCAUCUAUCUGCACCAGAACCAUCACAGUAAACGCUCCGGGAGUGACCCGCUUUUUAGCAGACGACGAGUGUCCGGGCAUCCUGAAGGAGAUGGAGAAAAAGUUUCAGGUCUACAUCAGCACAAAGCACGAGCCCUGGGUCUACGUGGAUUACGCGGACAUUUUUAAGAUUGGAUUCUCGAUGAUGUCCAGCAGAAACUUGAGGAGAACGUUGGAAGAGUCACCACAGGAGCUAAAAUGUGAUUCAGGGCAAACUAAUCAUAAUGGAGCUCAACCAGGCAAUGGUCUUUUAGAGGAAGCAAAGAGAAUCGUCUCAGUUGUCGAUGGAGGACAAGAGUCAGGUGGGUCCAAUUCAGACCAACUUGAUGACAUGGAUGAUUUGGACCUAUAUACAGCACAGGAACCGACCAGCCUGACAGACCAGGACUCCUCUGGAACAGUUGUAGAGGCUUCACAGCCAGCAGCUAAAGGGAAUGCCACAAGUGACUUACUUGGGCUGAGUGAUGGAGCCUCUGGCCUUUCUAGCAACCUUGAAGAAGAAGCCCAGCUAUCACUAGCCAUCCAGUACUCUAUGGAAUCAAGCCAUUGGUCCCUGGAAGAUGAAGAGGAACAGCUGCAGAAAGCCUUGGAGCUGUCUAAGAAUAUGAUCCAACAUGAAGCCUCUUCGAGUGUUCCCGAGAAGAGCCCCCAGGUAGCCCAGCUGAAGAAGGUGGAGGUUUUGGAGGACGCCAUCAAGGCAGCCAGCACCCUACAGUUAGUUGUGUUUGCAGGUUAUAGCUGUGACCUGAUCCGGGUUGACAUAGCCUUCGGCAAGAAGGUCGCCCAAAGACAGGUGGAGGAAAAAGUGGAGAGCAGAUGUGUAAGGAACUUUUCAGACAUCCACAGGAAGUGUCUGGAGGUGAUCAAGAGGAAGCACGGGGUGGAGAUUACAGUCCAGGGCACCAUAAUCACUGUUUCUGGUUUCAAGAAAUAUGUGUACGGAGGAUUGCAUGAUACAAAGCUGCUGCUGGAGAAAAUCUCAGAGUCAGCAUCCGACCAGGAAAUCCUGAGAACUGUCCGGUGGGUGUAUCAUGACCCUGCGUCUUCAGCCACAACUCCUUAUUCACCCGAAGCUAGCGUGUACAUUGAGAACGCUAUGAGGUUGAAGCUGGAGAAGGUUGAUAUCAUGUUGGACAAUCAGCCCCACGUCAUCGACUUUGAGAAGAUGCAAGAGGUCAACAAAGCUUCAGGGAAAUCUGUGAAAAUCUCCAGGAAGUUGCCUGAUUUAGGGGAUUCAGAUCAGGAUGUACCAGAGGAGGAAUAUUCUUUGCUGUCAAACCUGCCCGAAGCAAGCAAAGUGGACGAGGAAUCUGAUGAAUUUCAGAAAGUGGUCAAGAGUUUCUACGAGACCAUACAGGAAUACCACAGCAAAAUCCGAAUCAUACAGGUGGAGAAGCUCAUGAACCGACUGCUGUACAAUCAGUACAAGUUGAAGAAGGGGAGCGUGCUGCAGCGCGCCACAUAUCCUGAGAUUGAACGCACUCUCUAUCACGGCACAAGUGAGACAAGCGUGAAGGAGAUCUGCGUUCAUGGAUUCAACAGAAGCUUCUGUGGAAAGAAUGCCACCGUCUACGGUCAGGGGGUGUAUUUCGCCGUCAACUCUGCGCUGUCUGUCCAGGAUCAGUAUUCACCCCCAAACCCAGACGGAUACAAAUAUAUUUUUGUGUCAAAGGUUCUAACAGGAGACUACACAAAAGGCGACCACGGGAUGAAGACGGCCCCGCUGAAAGAGACGGGCGAUAUUCCCCUCAGAUACGACAGCGUGACUGAUGACAUCACCAAGCCGACGAUGUUUGUCAUCUUCAACGAUACGCAGGCUUUUCCCGAGUAUCUCAUUACAUGCCAGAGAAUCACACGCUGAAGAAAAUGCAUUAGUCGUCACACAACAAUCAUAAAUGUGGAGAAAAAGACUCCUUUUUGUUUUCGUGUUUCUACUUUGGUUUAAAAACUGCAUUUGAUUUUUUUUAUAAAGGGCUAAUUUUUAUUUUAGUUAAAGUGUACAGUUCUUUCCAUGAUUACUUUCGUGUUUGCUCAGUUUUCGUUCUUUAAUCAAGUCUGAUCAAGAGAAACUCAAACAGCUGAACCCAGAAAGCUCAUUUUUCAUGGAGUAGCAUGCCCUUUUAGAACAAUAAGACUCAUUGUACUCUUUAAAUAGGUGUGACUCAGCACUUAUUGCAUGACAUUUCACUUGUAAUAGUGAAUUCGGUACCACACGCCCCUGUCAUUAUUCUCCUCCUUUAACUCGCCAGCGUGUAUUUAUGGUUUUGAAAAUAACCAUAUAUAAUCUGCUGCACAUUCUUCUUGAUUUUCCAUAAUACAGAUAAUAGUAUUAAUGUUAUAGUGUUAUGAUUUGUAGUUCUUUAUCCUGCGGACACUUCUAGACACACAGUCUAAUUUUAAACUGAAGAGUUUAACUCACACUACUUUUCCCUUGAAUAUAAUCUGUAUAGAUAU